GUUAGGUUCUAUCAGAUUUCAUGCGCCUGCAAUUCUUCCGUCCCCGAUUAUUUAUAUAUUCGGUCCCUACGGUUCUAGAUCUAGUGCAUGCAUCUUGAAUUUUAGGAUUUUUUUUUGGUUUUGUUUGCGUUGCUUUUCUCCUCAGAUCCGAUACUUCUGGUGGGAUUUCGAGAUUAGGUUUCAGAUUUAGGAACGUAUGAAUGUUUAUGUUGAAUAUCUGCCAUUUUUUUAAAAACGGAUUAUAUUUUUUAGAAGUAAAAAAGGAAAUUUUUUGUUGAUGGAUUCUGUUGCAAUUCGCUUUGAAUUAUUGCUAUUUUCCUCUUUAACAUUCAUGACAAGAUUGGCAAAGCCAACUGGAUAAGAAAUUAAGGUCGAUUGUCAUCCAAUUGCAAGGCUGAUUGUGUGUUUUUGUGUGUUCUGAGUUUCAUUUAUGUCAAUCGGCGAUUCUGUAUUAUGUAUUUUGGUAUUCCGUAUUCUCCCUUAUUGUUGGUAUUAUGUUCUUAAUUUCGCAUCAAGCAUGCUUUAAUUUUUUUAUUUAUUUUUUUAGUUUUUUGGAAGAUUCGCUUUGAUCGGUUACUCGGAAAUAAUGGAAUUUAGAAAAGGGAAAUGAAUGCCUUUGUUAUGAAAUCUGUUCUGCGUGCUUGAUUGGCUUAGAGUUUUUGACAGUUUAUUCCAAUAUGUUCAUUUGUUGCUGCCUGUUUGAAAUUUGAAGCAUUUCGGAGGUUGAAUAUGCAUUAACUGGACAAAUAAUAUGCUUGUCUUUCUAGGAAUUAAUUGUAACCACAAAGCGGAUGGCAAAUAACUCUGAAAAUGAAUUGGUAGUACAUAGUUUGAGUAGCUGAAGCUCUGCGUCUACUUUCAAGAUUCUAUCGUGAAAUAAGAAAUGGCUUUAGGAGGACCAACUCCACCAAGAGGAAGUGCAGCAGCUACUGCAAGCAUGCGCCGGAGGAGGACAACUAGUAGCGGGGCCUCUGGAGGUGCAGCCGGGACUAUGCUCCAGUUUUACACGGACGAUGCCCCAGGACUCAAGAUCUCUCCGAAUGUUGUUCUUGUCAUGAGUAUUGGCUUCAUAGCCUUUGUUGCAAUCCUUCAUGUCAUGGGUAAGCUGUACUUUGUGCGUAAAGAGGCUUAGAAGCGCACGAUGAUAGGUUGCUAAACUCAAUGCGGUGAAUUAUGGGUUUUCCAUUGACUUAGUCAUGUUUAAGGGACAAAAUGUAGACUUCAAUUUGUAAACUUCUAAUGGUUGAAACAGUUGUAGUUUGUCAACUUUAAGAUUUUGCUUCUUCAUCAGAAUGAGAAUAUAUUCAUUGAAAAGCAUUGUAAGCUUGGUUAUACUAGUAUGAUUAAUAUUAUUUGUUUGAAUGAGAGAGAUUUUUAGUGGUUGUA
Carya illinoinensis is the source of this 1386-nucleotide messenger RNA. Its product is annotated as protein transport protein Sec61 subunit beta-like. NCBI's taxonomy places the organism in Eukaryota, Viridiplantae, Streptophyta, Magnoliopsida, Fagales, Juglandaceae. Gene Ontology annotation, biological process: intracellular protein transport. Bases 884 to 1132 code for a protein of 82 amino acids. Gene Ontology annotation, cellular component: Sec61 translocon complex; endoplasmic reticulum membrane. The record is from RefSeq and is a predicted model, not a curated record. The transcript is spliced from 2 exons.